AUGGAAACUAGCAGGAACGCCGCCAUUCGGGUGAAACUCCAGAUUGGCAAAGUGGAUCUCAGCCCACAUCAGAUUGCCGACUAUGCAAACCUGACACGAGUUUGCCGAUCUAUCAGAACCGAAUUCAUCUCUUACCUUCUCGGACAAGUGGACAUUGAAAUUGAGCUCGAUUUCAUCGAUAGAUAUGCUAUCUGCUUCGACCGAGCGUUCAGGCACUGCAAAGGUUCGCUCAUCGUCACAUUCGAUCGACUGUGGACGAAUAAAUGCACCGAGCUGUUUCCACUACUACGCCUGUCCAAUGACGCGCCAAAACUCACGAUUUGCUUUAUUCCAUCCCGCAAGACGCUUUCGUUACCAAAUGACCUGACUCUGGCACAUGAUCUCAACCUGUUGAUCGAUUUAUGUCGCCAGAAUAAGAAGUUGAGACAACAUUUGGACGAAUCUAUUACGACAGUAACUUUCUACCCUCGGAAUCGAUUCGAAGAUAAUUUUGGGGAGCGCUGCCUCAGGAAUGAGCCCUGUAUUCAGGUUGAAUUCUCCAAGCAAUCGAAACAGAAAUGGAUGGAAGGUACUCAUAGCUUGAAUGAUCUCCAGACGUUCUUGGCGGAGACCGGACUCGAUGGGUUGACAACGGUGGACGUUCGGGUAGGUUUGACGUCGAUGAGAAACGAGAAGCGCGGGAAAGGGUUACAGACACAGGAAGAGCGUGAUGUGAUUGAUUGGCUCCUAGGUCGGAGCUCGCAGGUACCAUCUAUGUAA
Messenger RNA from Cucurbitaria berberidis CBS 394.84, 759 nucleotides. RefSeq lists its product as uncharacterized. The transcript has a single exon. Bases 1 to 759 code for a protein of 252 amino acids. The record is from RefSeq and is a predicted model, not a curated record. NCBI's taxonomy places the organism in Eukaryota, Fungi, Ascomycota, Dothideomycetes, Pleosporales, Cucurbitariaceae.